UGGCUGGAGGAGCCGUGGUUGAUGAUUCCCAGGGUCUCCAGUGAGGGCUCCUGUCUCUUUAAGUGGGUGUUGCUGGUGUCGGGUUCCUCCGCCCCGUCAUGUCCUUGUGUUAUAUAAGUGCUGUUUAAUGUAUAGGCCGGAGCCUGGACCUUGGCAGUGAGGACAGCCGGGUCAUGCUGCUGCUAGGAGGGGUACAGCGGGCACUCAGCCUGUGCCGCCCUCACAGCUGGGGCUGCAGAUCAUACAGCGUCACUGCGCAGCUGGUAGACGAUCUGAGGGCACUGGUUGGAGAGAGCAAUGUGUCCACAGCGCAGGUGGUCCGCGAGCAGCAUGGCAGGGACGAGUCGAUGCACAGCUGUCAGCCCCCUGAUGUUGUCAUUUGGCCGCAGAAUGUGGAGCAAGUCAGCAAGGUGGCUGAGCUUUGUUAUGCACGCAGUGUCCCCAUGAUUCCUUUUGGCACAGGGACAGGGCUGGAAGCAGGAGUGGCCGCAAUCAUGGGGGGGCUGUGCCUCAAUCUCACACGCAUGGACAGGAUUCUGAACCUCAGAACUGAUGACUUCUAUGUAACUGUGGAGCCCGGGGUCACCCGCAAGGCCCUGAAUUCAUAUCUCCGGGGCAGCGGCCUGUGGUUUCCUGUAGAUCCGGGAGCCGAUGCUUCUCUCUGUGGCAUGGUGGCCACCAGUGCGUCGGGCACCAAUGCAGUACGGUACGGCACAAUGCGUGAAAACGUCAUCAAUCUGGAAGUCGUUCUGCCUGAUGGUCGCAUACUGGACACCGCAGGAAAAGACAGAAGCUUCAGGAAGACGUCGGCUGGAUACAACCUGACCAGCCUGUUUGUGGGCUCCGAGGGGACAUUGGGAAUUAUAACCAAAGCCACGCUGCGUUUGUAUGGAGUGCCAGAGGCCACCAUAGCUGCGGUGUGCGCCUUCCCCAGCGUGCAGGCGGCGGUAGACAGCACGGUCCAGAUUCUGCAGUCUGGCAUCCCCAUUGCCAGGAUCGAGUUCUUAGACGAUGUCAUGAUCGACGCGUGCAACAAAUUCAGUAACCUCCAUUACCCCACGCAGCCCACGCUGUUUCUGGAGUUUCACGGUACAGAGACCGGAGUCAAGGAGCAGGUGCAGCAGACAGAGCUGAUAACACAGCUGAAUGGAGGAUCGGACUUUACUUGGGCACAAGGUCAGGAGGAGAGGAACAAGCUCUGGACCGCCAGACACAAUGCAUGGUAUGCUGCCCUCGCUCUGCGUCCUGGGUGCCAGGGUUACAGCACGGAUGUGUGUGUUCCUGUCUCCAAACUUCCCCAAAUCAUAGUGGACACCAAGGAAGACCUCCUGACGUCACGCCUUACAGGUCCUAUAGCCGGACACGUUGGCGAUGGGAAUUUCCACUGCAUAAUGGUGUUGGACCUCAAUGACCAGCACGAAGUGAGGAAAGUGAAGGAAUUCACGGAUCGGUUGGCCAGGAGAGCUAUGGCCAUGAAUGGCACCUGCACUGGUGAACACGGCAUUGGCAUAGGGAAGCGGAGAUUACUGCAGGAGGAGGUCGGCCACGUCGGCAUCACAGCAAUGAGGCAGAUUAAAGCCACAUUUGAUCCAAAGAAUCUGAUGAACCCAGGAAAAGUGGUUUAAAUGGACGGGGAAGGGAAUCCUGACGCCCCAAACUGGGAACUGACUCCGGGUGACAAAACUGUACUGGGACAGAAACACUGUCCUCUCAUCUUACUGUGUAUUCUACCGGCAGCAAUAAAUGAAUGUAAUCCA
Bufo bufo (common toad) is the source of this 1757-nucleotide messenger RNA. RefSeq names its product lactate dehydrogenase D (gene LDHD). Gene Ontology annotation, biological process: lactate catabolic process. Bases 174 to 1625 code for a protein of 483 amino acids. The record is from RefSeq and is a predicted model, not a curated record. Lineage: Eukaryota; Metazoa; Chordata; Amphibia; Anura; Bufonidae. Gene Ontology annotation, molecular function: D-lactate dehydrogenase (NAD+) activity; FAD binding; D-lactate dehydrogenase (cytochrome) activity. The transcript is spliced from 11 exons. Gene Ontology annotation, cellular component: mitochondrion.